AUGCCUGAACUACCCCUGACAGGACCUGGAUUUGGUGGACGAGUUGGUACAAGUCAAGGAAGCUUACUGACCCAGUAUCUACUAAAGAAAAGGGGUUUGAUUAAAGAGACAUGGAUGGAUGAAGAUCCAAGGGAAGCUAUCCUAAAAUAUGUUGAUGUUGCAGCAAAGGAGCCAAAGUUCAUAGCUCCAGCCUAUGCCGAAACUCAACCUGAGCCAUUGUUUGCGAAGUCAGAUUCUGAGGAUGAAGAGAAAUGA
Messenger RNA from Lathyrus sativus (Indian pea), 255 nucleotides. Lineage: Eukaryota; Viridiplantae; Streptophyta; Magnoliopsida; Fabales; Fabaceae. The record is from the annotation of a GenBank genome assembly.